Messenger RNA from Rana temporaria (common frog), 1379 nucleotides. Its product is annotated as oocyte zinc finger protein XlCOF6.1-like. NCBI's taxonomy places the organism in Eukaryota, Metazoa, Chordata, Amphibia, Anura, Ranidae. Bases 2 to 1270 code for a protein of 422 amino acids. The record is from RefSeq and is a predicted model, not a curated record. Gene Ontology annotation, biological process: regulation of cytokine production; regulation of immune system process; negative regulation of transcription by RNA polymerase II. The transcript is spliced from 3 exons.
GAUGAUGGAGCUGCUGACAGGAGAGGGAGGUCUCGUAGGAGAUGUGAUGGAGGAUCGGCAGUCCCUCUCGUCAUGGGAUCAUCCUGAAGAAGCCACACAUUAUGAGCGAUAUCCGUUCUGUAAAGAAGAGCCCCUGGAAGAACGGAACCCCCUUCACAAUGACUUCCCUCCCCCCACAGACCUCAUCCAGCAUAUAUCUGUUGGGAUCAAGAAGGAACCAGACUCGGGUCAAGGUGAACCGGUAAUAAGUCGUAUUAUGGAGGGUCCUGAGGAGGGAAAUCUUCUACACAUGGCUAGAGAUCUCUUACACCUCCGUGUCUUCACUCACCAGACACCUACUCAGGUUAAGGAGGAACUCUUAGUUUCCGAUGAAGGACCUCUAGAAGAACCUGAUGUUCCCACACAACGCCUUCAAUCGGCUCUUAUUCCUCAGGGGGCCUCGUUGGAAGGAGAAUUCACAGAAGGAGAGACAGUUUGCUAUAAGUGGAACGUUGUUGGCCCUCAGGGAGAUGACAUAGAAAAAGGGGCGAGACAAAUCCUCCAGAAACCCGGUCACAUCGUGGUGAAAGGAAAGCAGUUUUCCUGCACCGAGUGCGGGAAGUCUUGCCGGAGCAAUGCCGAUCUUAUUCAGCACAGCCGAGUACACUCAGGGGAGAAACCUUUCCAGUGCUCAGAGUGCGGGAAACACUUCAGCCAACAGUCCACCUUAACCAUGCACCACAGGAUCCACACGGGACAGAAACCGUACACAUGCACCGAGUGCGGGAAGUGCUUCACCAGCAGGUCAGAUCUGACCAAACACAGCAGGUCCCACACCGGACUCAAACCGUAUUCCUGCCCCGAGUGCGGGAAAUUCUUCUCCUCCAGUUCUCACUUCUUCCGGCACAAGAAGAUGCACAUCGGCGACAAACAGUUUAUCUGCUCCGAGUGCGGGAAGAGUUUCCUGACGCGUUCAGAGAUGGUGAUCCAUCAGAGGAUUCACACGGGGGAAAGGCCCUAUCCUUGUUCUGAAUGCGGCAAAUGCUUCGUCAGCAGCUCCGACCUGGUCAAGCACCAGAGGAGCCACACCGGCCUGAAGCCGCACAUCUGCCCCGAGUGCGGCAAAAGUUACGUCAGCCGCUCCGUCCUCACCCGGCACCAGAAGAUUCACCGGGCGGAGAAACGCUUCUUCUGCGCCGAGUGCGGGAUGGGCUUUGUGAGGACGGGGAAGUUUUUGGCCCACGUUAAAUCCCAUUACCGCCCUCGGACUUUGUCUCCGCUUCCGAGCUGAACUCCGCAAACUACAGCUGGAAAACAUUCGACCCGGAACCCGGACCUCACCAAUGUCAUAACUGGGUUGUAGCCUUCAUCCAUGUUACUAAACGUGUCUUUUGUAGGAA